Molecule: messenger RNA, 854 nt
Organism: Paramuricea clavata
Lineage: Eukaryota; Metazoa; Cnidaria; Anthozoa; Malacalcyonacea; Plexauridae
Source: the annotation of a GenBank genome assembly
AUGAGAGUUCGUGGCAAUUCUCUCCCAUGGAUUACCUCGAAAGUAAAGGAGUUAAUGCGAGAGAGAGAUUUUCACAAAAAGAAGGCCGUAAAAAAUAAUUCGGACAUGCACUGGAUCAAGUUUAGAGCAAUUAGGAAUAAAGUCAAUUCUGAAUUAAAGAAGGCUAAAAAGAACUACUUUUGCAAUAAAAUCAAAGAUUGUGUCAGGGUAAAGGACCCUAAGCAAAGUUGGAAAUUAAUAAACAAUCUUUUAGGCAAAAAUAAUAAAUCAAAUAAUAUUUCUCAACUUAAAGUUGAAGACGUUAUUAUUUCUGACGACAUAAAGAUAGCCGAGUCCUUUAAUGAUUUUUUUGUGAAUAUCGGAGCUAAACUAGCUAACGAAAUCGAGAUCAAUUCCACUGAUUUCACUUCAUUACAAAGUGUUCCUUUUAGGCCAGAUAUUCAGUUUAAGUUCUCUGAAAUAAGUACACACGAAGUGUGUCUUCAAUUACGCAAUCUUAAAACAUCAAAAUCAACAGGUAUUGAUACAAUUCCAGCGAGAGCACUUAAAAUUGCUGCUGAAAUAAUUAGUCCGUCACUAACGUGGAUAUUUAAUUUAUCAAUUAAAACUGGAAUUUAUGUGGAAGAAUGGAAAAAGGCUUGGGUUUUACCGAUAUAUAAAUCUGAAGACAGACAAAAAUGCGAAAAUUAUCGUCCAAUUUCUAUUCUACCAAUUAUAAGUAAAAUCUUUGAACGUUUAGUCUUCAACCAAUUAUACAAAUAUCUAAAUGAAAACUCCCUGCUUUCUAAGUAUCAAUCCGGCUUCCGUCCAAAGAACUCAACUUUGUCUGCACUUAUUCAAAUGUGCGAUGCGUG